CGACGGCACACGUGUUCUGUCGUCGCCUUCCACCAGUUGUUGACGGAUGACGUGGUCGGGGAGCCCAAAACGCCACGCAGCUGCAGCUCUGGCUGAGUUCACACUUCACGGGAAGAAAGACGUAGAAUAUUGGAUGGGUUCAGAUUAAAAAGGCAGUUAAGCUCGAUGGAUGCGUGUGAUGAUUAUAUAAAGGACAUUAUAAAUCAACGGGAGCAAAGGAAAGGAAAGGGAGAAAAUUUCAUAUAGCAAUUGUUUCGCGUAUAGGAGGGAGAACAAAGGUCGCGUCUCGAAAGUUCUUGCCUUGUUGGGAAGGGAUGGCGUCGGAGGUGGAGGACGACGCGGCGGUGCCGGGCGCGCCGCUGGUCGCCAAUGGUGCAGCCGACGUCCGCCGGAGGAGGGAUCAGGCUAAGGCGAUUUUGUCCAAGCAGGCCGUCAAGAUCGCCACCAAGGCCGAGCAGCACGAGCGCUUCAUCUUUAAGGUCACACACUUGCUGGGUGUUCUUGGAUUUGGGGGAUUUUGCUAUCUCUUGGGUGCCAGACCACAGGAUGUGCCAUAUGUGUACUGCCUGUUCUAUGUCAUAUUCGUUCCGCUCCGCUGGAUUUACUACCGCUACAAGAAAUGGCAUUACUAUCUCCUGGACUUCUGCUACUAUGCCAACACCUUUCUCCUUGUAAUGAUUCUCUUCUAUCCGAAAGAUGAAAAACUUUUCAUGGUUUGCUUCUCGUUUGCAGAGGGUCCACUUGCUUGGGCAUUAAUUGUGUGGCGUUGCAGCUUAGUUUUUGGUUCAUUUGACAAACUUGUUAGUGUCCUGAUACAUCUCUUACCUGGGAUUGUUCUAUUCACUAUCCGGUGGUGGGAUCCACAAACAUUUGCUGCCAUGCACCCGGAAGGAAGAGAUGCCAGAGUCACAUGGCCAUAUGUGGAGGACAAAUCAUAUAUGUGGACAUGGCUUUUUUUUGUUCCACUAGCUGCUUACACCCUGUGGCAACUUAUGUAUUUCCUCAUAGUUAAUGUCCUGCGCCGGCAGAGGUUGUUAAGGGAUCCUGAAGUCAUGACAUCCUACAGAGAGCUCUCAAAGAAAGCACAGAAAGCAAACAACAUCUGGUGGAGGCUGAGCGGACUGCUGGGUGACCGGAACCGGCAGGUCAUGUACAUACUGCUCCAGGCGCUGUUCACAGUGGCAACAAUGGCCCUGACGGUCCCUAUAUUCCUGUCCUACCGGAUGCACGUGGUGUUCCUGAUACUCAAGGUGUGCGCCUCGACAUGGAACGGUGGCAGCUUCAUCUUGGAGGUGAUGCCUCGACAAGUAGAACGGAAGCAGCAGAAGAAACUGGGCAUGAAGCCCAUCGAACAGGGGAGCUGGACACAAGGGGCGCCGGCUGAUGGUACGUACAUUGGGUAACCACCACCAAGCACACAUCUGAGGAGAAAAUCCAGGAGUGAGGAAAUCGAAGCUGGAUGUAACAAUAGAUUUUACUGUUUGCAAAUGCAACCUUUGUUUUUUUUUUCUGGGUGUUCUUCGUGUUGGAGGUUUUUUUAGCUCUGCCCUAGUUGUGAGUUGUGACAUCUUUAGUUUUAGGCUGAAGUCUGAACGAUAUGGGGUGAGAGAUCAUGCGUGCCCAUGGUUGUCUUGGGAUUGGACAUGCAUAAGUUGAGAUGUUCUCCUUUUCUGUAGGAGUUUUCUUUUCGAUGUGACCGUUGUGAAUUGCGUGAAGCUUUUUUUUCA
Molecule: messenger RNA, 1727 nt
Organism: Zea mays
Lineage: Eukaryota; Viridiplantae; Streptophyta; Magnoliopsida; Poales; Poaceae
Product: integral membrane protein
Exons: 8
Coding region: 315-1403 (362 amino acids)
Biological process (GO): phosphatidylcholine biosynthetic process
Source: RefSeq, a predicted model, not a curated record